Messenger RNA from Drosophila arizonae, 865 nucleotides. RefSeq lists its product as uncharacterized. Lineage: Eukaryota; Metazoa; Arthropoda; Insecta; Diptera; Drosophilidae. The record is from RefSeq and is a predicted model, not a curated record.
GUUUAUUGUAAUUCUAACAAACACAUUCACACAUUGCCACCAUGCACAGCAUGCGCCUAUGGAAUCUGAAGCGGCUGGCGCUGCUGCUCGGCGCGGUCGUCUUACUGUACUUAUUCGUGUUCUCUGGCGGCUAUCACAAGUAUCAAAUAGACGGCGUUAUCGACAAUGCCAGACCGGAAGCAGUUUGGGAGUAUGUGGCGGACUUCAACAAAAUGCGCCUGUUGAAUCCCACAAUCAUCAAUUUUAGAAUUCUCGCCGAUCAGGGCCACGCCCACGACUGGCGCUACACGGUAAGGUAUACGGAGCGUCUGUCGCACUGGCCGCACUGGCUGAACGAAGCCACCGCCCACUAUGUGGUGACCAAGACCCUGCCGGGCGUCCAUCCGCCCGCGUGGUCCAUCCAAUCGACACACGAGACCUGCUUCCUCGGCGGCCACUACUGCCUGCACUCGCGCAGCGAAUUCAGUUUCAGCUCAAUAGGAGCGGGCACAUAUGCCAAUGAGAAGAUCCAAUAUCAGUGCCCGCCGUUCCUGGGCACCGCCUGUCGCCGCGAGCUCGAGUUCCAGCGCCGCGCUGUGAUGCACAAUCUGACUCAGAUAUUCAAGCGGGCUUAGUCCCAGGUCAGCGCCUGCAAUAAUGAAAGUCUCGUAUUCCAUUCUAUUCAUUCUUUUGCUCUAUUUCUUUGUAUUUUCACAUCUAAAAAGUUUUAAAAUUACAUUGUAUUGAAUGAUCAACUCAACUAAAUUAACAAACAGAAAUUGUUGCUAAGUAUUUGUUCAAUUAUAACAAAACAAUUAAAAUACAUGAUUCCAAUGUAUACUAAAUCGAAAAUUCAGGCAUAGUAUAGAAUAUUCUUUACAAAUUG